Messenger RNA from Pararge aegeria (speckled wood butterfly), 2004 nucleotides. RefSeq names its product non-canonical poly(A) RNA polymerase protein Trf4-1-like. The record is from RefSeq and is a predicted model, not a curated record. Gene Ontology annotation, molecular function: mRNA binding; poly(A) RNA polymerase activity. The coding region runs from base 241 to 1905 and encodes 554 amino acids. Gene Ontology annotation, cellular component: TRAMP complex; nucleolus. NCBI's taxonomy places the organism in Eukaryota, Metazoa, Arthropoda, Insecta, Lepidoptera, Nymphalidae. The transcript is spliced from 7 exons. Gene Ontology annotation, biological process: RNA 3'-end processing.
CCAAUAUUUAUGUGAAAAAAGUGUGUCUACUGUACAAAUGUCUAAAAUAUGAUAUGUCUGGAAUUUAUUUUGCUAAGAUGGCGCCCUCUAGUUCAUGAAGUGUCAACUAACCGCGUGUCGUCCAUGUUCCGAAUGUGGUGUGACUUAUUUUUGUUUUGUAUUAAUUUUCAAUAUAGUAAUUAUAAAUGUGAAAUAAUACAAGAUGUGUUAUACGAUAUAGUGUAUAGUCGCUUCGGCUGAAUGGAUCCCUACGUGGGGUGGUACCAGCCCGAGCAGGAAGGACCCGCGAAGCGCUUAUGGCUUCGUAUCUGGGAAACCCAAAGUGAAACGGACAAAAUGAACCUCAAAAACUUAGAGAACGCUAACCCUAACGUGAAUAAAGCACCGGACUUUAUACCCUUAAGCGAAGUGAACGGUGAAAGUAGGAAUAAUAACUAUUUCAAUCCAACGCGAAGGAAAGCGAACGAUAACCGCGCAUCUACGUUUAACCUGAAUCAAAACCACGAUGCGCUCAUAGGUGAAUACGGGGGCUGCCCUUGGCGGGUGCCCAACUAUAACUACAAGCCCGGGAUACUUGGGCUGCACGAGGAGAUCGAGCACUUCUACAUGUACAUGUCGCCGACGGAGACGGAGCACCUGGUGCGCUCCACGGUGGUGAACCGCAUCCGCGGCGCCAUCCUGUCGCUGUGGCCGCAGGCGCGCGUCGAGGUGUUCGGCUCCUUCCGCACCGGCCUCUACCUGCCCACCAGCGACAUCGACCUCGUCGUCAUAGGCCAGUGGGAGAAGCUGCCGCUAUGGACGCUGGAGCGCGAGCUGGUGGUGCAGGACAUCGCGGAGAAGGAGAGCAUCAAGGUGCUGGAGAAGGCCACCGUGCCCAUCGUCAAGAUGACCGACAAGUACUCCGAUGUUAAGGUGGACAUCUCCUUCAACAUGAGCAGCGGGGUCAAGAGCGCGGAGCUCAUCAAGCAGUUCAAGGACAAGUACCCGGUGCUGUCGCGCCUGGUGAUGGUGCUGAAGCAGUUCCUGCUGCAGCGGGACCUCAACGAGGUGUUCACGGGCGGCAUCUCCUCCUACUCGCUCAUCCUCAUGUGCAUCAGCUUCCUGCAGCUGCACCCGCGCCCCGAGCGCCUGCGCCAGCCGCACAACCUGGGCGUGCUGCUCAUCGAGUUCUUCGAGCUGUACGGCCGCAAGUUCAACUACGUCAAGACCGCCAUCCGCGUCAAGAACGGCGGCUCCUACCUGUCCAAGGACGAGAUCCAGAAGGAGAUGAGCGACGGGCACCGGCCGUCGCUGCUGUGCAUCGAGGACCCGCUGACGGCCGGCAACGACAUCGGGCGCAGCAGCUACGGCGCCAUCCAGGUGAAGCAGGCCUUCGACUACGGCUACGUCAUCCUGCAGCAGGCCGCGGCGCCGCCGUGCGCGCUGCUGGCGCGCCACAGCGUGCUGGGCCGCGUGCUGCGCGUCACGGACCACGUGCUGCAGUACCGGCGCUGGGUGCGGGACACCUUCGAGCCCUUCUUCUUCCCGCGCCGCGCGCCCGAGCCCGAGCCGUCCGACGCCGAGCCCGACGCCGACGCGCGCGCCUCGCCGCCGCUGUCGGCGCUGCAGUGCUCCUCGCCCACGCCGCGCCGCGUGUCGGCGCACCAGAGCCUCAUCAUCCACCACAUCACCAGCAACUCCGACUUCAACAACAUCCCCUCCGGUGUGAUGCAGCAGCGCUACGGCAACCCGAACAACAACAGCAGCAACAGCAGCAGCAACAACAACAGCGCCGGCAGCGACAAGGGCCGCGCGCCGCGCUCCUUCACGUCCAAGCAGCGGCGCUACAACGGCUCCCCGCCGCAGCGCUACCGCGGCGACAGCGCGCGCCACAAGAAGCGGCGCCAGUUCGCGCAGCCGCGAUGAUACGACGCGCCGCGGCGCCGCCCGCCGCCCGACUAGCGGCUGCGGCCCGCGCAGAAGUGGCAUCGCCGCUGCCGACCGCGCAGUGCUCGCGGACAGUGC